AAUAUAGGUUUAAGUAUAAAAGAUGGGUACAGACAUAUUCCAGUUCUUCAAAUUGGAUCAGAUAUUUUUGUUAAUUCUGCAUUGAUUAUUGAAGAAUUAGAUAACAAAAAUAUAGAUACAGAUAUCAUAUCACAAAAUUUGUUAGAGGCAUUAAUUGUUACUGAAAUAGAGUAA
This is a messenger RNA of Funneliformis geosporum, 174 nucleotides long. Lineage: Eukaryota; Fungi; Glomeromycota; Glomeromycetes; Glomerales; Glomeraceae. The record is from the annotation of a GenBank genome assembly.